Molecule: messenger RNA, 456 nt
Organism: Cygnus atratus (black swan)
Lineage: Eukaryota; Metazoa; Chordata; Aves; Anseriformes; Anatidae
Gene: ATOH7
Product: atonal bHLH transcription factor 7
Exons: 1
Coding region: 1-456 (151 amino acids)
Biological process (GO): regulation of DNA-templated transcription; neural retina development
Molecular function (GO): protein dimerization activity
Source: RefSeq, a predicted model, not a curated record
AUGAAAACCUGUAAAUCCAGUAAUUUGGAUUCAGGUGUAGAAUCAGACAGCCAGUGUGGAAGUGGACCAGGCUGCGUUGUGAAGUGCAGUUCAGAAAGGAUGGAGAACGCUGCCAAGAGAAGACUGGCUGCCAAUGCCAGGGAGAGAAGACGGAUGCAAGGACUGAACACAGCCUUUGAUCGUUUGAGAAAGGUGGUUCCACAGUGGGGUCAGGACAAGAAGCUCUCCAAGUACGAGACCCUUCAGAUGGCUUUGAGUUAUAUCAUGGCUCUAACAAGAAUACUUGCUGAAGCAGAAAGAUACAGUACUGAAAGAGAAUGGAUACGACUUCACUGUGAACACUUUCAUCCAGAGAGCUACCACCAUUAUACGGGACAAAAAAUGGCAACGGACAGUGAUCCUUACACACAGCGAAUACUCAGCUAUCACCCUGAUCACUUUCAAAUAGCUAAUUAG